AUGGAUCAAGGAGAUGCAAAAUCAGAAUCCGUGAUAGAAGACGAAGAAGUCGCGGCAUUUGUCAAAGAAGCCGUCGAAAGAAGCGGAAAAAAUCCAGUUUCACUAUUCAACGAGCUAGUGGUGCAGUUCAACAAAACUCCACCGCAAUACGAAUUUUACAAUCGAAAUUGUCCGAAUGACAAGGUGCACAAAAAUCAAUUCAUUUGUAUCACAAUGAUAAAUGACACGCGAAUUGAGGGACGCAUUUUGCCGCAAAAGAAGCUCGCCAAAGUUUCAUGCGCUUUAAGAGGUCUUGAGGUGAUUUUGAAUUAUUUGAAUAUGCAAGUCGAGCAGAAAAUUGAUUUCGGCUUGCCAACGACAAUCCAUGAGCUUUUUCGCCUACACACAUACGCGAAAUUCUAUGAACUCAGUCGAGACAAUAUGAAUGCGUUUGGACUCGAAAAAGUGAUCGCGUCGGUUUUCAUAAAGGCCAACAAUCAAUUUCGAAUCAUCUCAUUGGCGACGGGCAACAAAUGUUUGAUUGGUGAGAAUAUUCGAACGGACGGGAAGGCAUUGAACGAUUGUCACGCCGAGAUUCUCGCGCGAAGGGGAUUGAUGCGAUUCUUCUAUUCGGAAAUCGCCAAAUUCCUAUUGGACCCCAAUAAAUCAAUUUUCGAGAAGGGUCGACAAGGUAGACGCUUCAAUCUCCGCCCGGGAAUCACAUUCCAUUUGUUCAUCAAUACGGCACCGUGUGGAUCCGGACGAAUAUCGAAAAAAGUGAAUAUGAAUGACGAGCGCGAUGUGGUGAACGCGAGACGCCUUCGCUUCAAACUCGACAGAGGAAUGGGCGCGGUUCUCGGCGACGAUGUGGAGUUCAAUGAUCCGCAAACGUUUGACGGGAUUCUCGCCGGCGAGCGCCUUCGAACAAUGUCGUGCUCGGACAAAUUGAUGCGAAGCAGCGUGCUCGGCGUUCAAGGAGCCCUAUUGAGCCAUUUCGUGAAUCCGAUUUAUUAUACGUCUAUAAGUGUCGCCGAGUUGAACAAUGUGGAACGAUUGACGACGGCAAUUUUCGCGCGUGUCGCUUCGUUCAAUCCGCCCCAACCAUUUAUGGUGAAACCGGUGGUGAUUGGACAGUGUCAGACGGAGGAUGUCGAGAGGGCGUCGACGGCGAAGAACUCGAAUCAGUCGUCGAAUUGGAAUAUUGCCGAUGGCGUUGUUGAAUUGGUGCGAACUAGCGAUGGAAUGGUGCACACGAGGAAUUCGAUGGACGGCACUGAGGACGUCGACGCGUCGCGAUUGUCGAAAUACGAGAUGGCGAAUUUAUUGAAGAAGAUUUUGAAAUUAUCGCGGACGCCAAUUGCGCGCGAAUUGAGCUACGAGCAACUCAAAUGCGGUGUUGAGCAUUAUCAAAUUGCGAAACAAUCGCUUCUUGAUUAUUUGCGGGCAAAAGGAAUGGGAGACUGGCAGAAGAAGCCCGCCGAAAUGGAAAUGUUCAAUGUUUUUUGA
This is a messenger RNA of Caenorhabditis bovis, 1485 nucleotides long. The record is from the annotation of a GenBank genome assembly. NCBI's taxonomy places the organism in Eukaryota, Metazoa, Nematoda, Chromadorea, Rhabditida, Rhabditidae.